AUGAAUGUGAUCCCCAUCCAGGCCAGCUGCGGUGCUGAUAUCAUCGGCUUUGACUUUGAACACCUUUACCCAGAUCAAGUGGACGCAGUCCGAGCAGCCUGGCGUGAUUAUGGUGUGCUACGCUUCCGUGGCUAUGAUAUCACCACACAACAGCACGCCAAAUUCUCAAAUCUAUUCGGACACUACGUACCUGUGAAAGGAACAUCGAUUGCACACCAUGAUCAGAAAGAAAUUACGGUUAUUAGCAACGCUAAAGUUGACGGCAAGCCCGUUGGGACUCUAGGAAAUGUCGAUUUAGAGUGGCACACUGACAGUUGGUACUUCGACAAGCCUCCCUGCGGGCAGAUCCUGAGAGCACUGGAGCUCCCGCGGACCGGAGGUGACACCUACUGGGUCAAUAUGUACGCAGUUUACGAUGCGCUCCCAGAGUUCACGCGCAAGAUCAUUGAGGGCCGCCUGAUCCAGUUCAAUAUUGUGUAUGACGCAGUUGGCCGAGUGCGUCCUGGUCAGGAAAAACCUGAGACUGAUGACUUCCGUCUGUGGAAGCAUGUUCGUCACCCCAUCGUUCGUACGAAUCCGGAAUCUGGACGCAAGGCUGUCUAUAUCGGAUACUUUGAUUCCACGAAGAAUUGGAUUGUUGGUCUUCCUCUAGAGCAAAGCAAAGCAAUUCUAGAAGAGAUAUACAGCUUGAUUGAUAGCGGUAAAUUUGUCUUCCAACAGAAAUGGCAACCUAACGAUAUUAUCAUGUGGGAUAAUCGCUGUACUAUGCACCGAAGAGAUGGGUGGAACGAGACGGACAUGAGGAUCAUGCACCGUACAGGCACUGGGACUGAAACGCCAAUCUAUGUGUACUAG
This is a messenger RNA of Talaromyces stipitatus ATCC 10500, 855 nucleotides long. RefSeq names its product alpha-ketoglutarate-dependent taurine dioxygenase, putative. Lineage: Eukaryota; Fungi; Ascomycota; Eurotiomycetes; Eurotiales; Trichocomaceae. The record is from RefSeq and is a predicted model, not a curated record. Bases 1 to 855 code for a protein of 284 amino acids. The transcript is spliced from 2 exons. Gene Ontology annotation, cellular component: cytoplasm. Gene Ontology annotation, biological process: sulfur compound metabolic process. Gene Ontology annotation, molecular function: taurine dioxygenase activity.